Messenger RNA from Fukomys damarensis (Damara mole-rat), 1962 nucleotides. Its product is annotated as apolipoprotein L3. The transcript is spliced from 3 exons. Gene Ontology annotation, cellular component: extracellular region; membrane. Gene Ontology annotation, molecular function: lipid binding. Lineage: Eukaryota; Metazoa; Chordata; Mammalia; Rodentia; Bathyergidae. Bases 1022 to 1900 code for a protein of 292 amino acids. The record is from RefSeq and is a predicted model, not a curated record. Gene Ontology annotation, biological process: lipoprotein metabolic process; lipid transport.
GUGCUUCCUUUUCUACGGUGGGCUCCUGCUCACAGCCCACAACUGAAGUGGUUCCUCCAAAGCUGAGGGAGCCUGCAGAGAAGUCAAGGGUGGAGGAGAGGAGCCCCAAGACAAAACCAGAAAUCUCUGGAUCCUAGGUUGAGGGAGUUUUCCUCCCAGGACCACUCCUAGCUCCAGGAUCCAAAAGCUCACUUCCUACCCACUGUGCCUCCUAACUACUGCUUCAAGAGGAAGUGAAGGAAAGCAGAGGAGGUGGGAAGAGGAUAGGAAACAGAAGAGCGGGGAGAAGAUGGGACAGUGACCUGGUGGUCUUGUAUGUCACCUGCACCCUGCUCCUGGCCGACCCUGGGGUGCUGUGCAUGAGCAGCCUCCUCCUUCCAGCUCCAGACCUGCAGGGCUCAGCAGGAAGAGACCCAGACUGACCCAGAACUUGACACAUUGUGACCUUUGCCCCCUUCCAUCUGUGUGACCUGGAGCUCCUCACGUGUCACAUAAGAACUGUACCUUCCGUGGUCUUGCAAGGAUCAGGUGUAACACGUGGAUGUGGCCAGGAUGGUGCCUGUCACAUAAUAAGUCCUCCUGCAGUGUGGGCUUUCUCACCUACCUGACCUUAUUAGUUCCAGAUGGAAAGCCCCUCACAAGAUGUGUUAGGGUACCAGCCCUGCACUGCCAAUAAAUGCACCUACUCACUAGGUGGAUCUGCCCCAGGCUGUGACAGAUUUCAAUUAUCUGAUGGAAAAGAAAACUCUGAAACAGAAGCAAAAAGGAAACGACCUUCCAGCCCCCAAAUCAACACCACCUUCGUUCAGUCCUGUUUUCAUUCCCACCUUGCUCAGGUGUCGUGGACCCAUGUCUGCUCUUCAAUUCUUCACCAUCCCUGGAGGACAAAUUUUGCUGUCAGUAGUAGUCAGAGAACAACAGAUUCCUUGAGGUUGUCAUUCAGCGUCUCCAGGAAGCAGUGAGCAGAGAGGAUCUGCAGCUACUGGUGACUCACGAUGGAACCUGGGACACCUUUGUGGCAAUGACUAACUUUUCCAGGGAUGAGGCAGAUGCACUACGUGAAGCUCUAAAUGAAUGUAUAGAAGACACAGAUGAAAACCUGUGGGCUACAGAGAGUUUGAAUGAGUUUGCUAAGAUGAGAAUGGAGCUUCAGAGGCAGAUAGCCCAGCUCUAUGCCCUUGCAGACAAAAUCGACAAAAUACACAGGAAGUGCGCCAUUUCCAACGUGAUGACCAGCUCUACCCAAGCUGUCUCUGGAGUCCUAAGCAUCCUGGGUCUGGCUCUGGCACCUGUCACAGCAGGGGGCAGUUUGCUGUUCUCAGCAACUGGGAUGGGGCUGGGAGCAAUGGCUGCUAUGACUAGUGUUGCCACCACUAUAUUGGGCCAGUCAAGAGUGUCAUCAGCCAAAGCUGAAGCCAGGUGCCUAGUGACAAACAGCAAGGACAGAGCAAAGGAGACGGCACAGUCUGUGGGUCAGGCAGAACUCAAUGUUAUCCUCAAAUCUGCAAGAUGUAUCAAUGCACUGAAAAGUAUGAAGAGGAACAUCCAUGCCUUGAAACUAGUCAGAGUUAACCCUCACUUACUGGACAAUUCUAGCCACUUCAUGAAGAUUUGGAAAAUCUUUUUCCGAAAAGGUGAACAGGUACAGAAAGCCUUUGGAGGCACCGCUAUAGCAAUGUCCAAAGGAGCCCGGAUCAUGGGUGCAGCUGCUACAGGUCUCUUCCUUCUGAUGGAUGUGUACAACCUGGUGCAAGACUCCAAACAUUUGCAAGAGGGGUCAAAGGCAGAGUCGGCUGAAGAGCUUCGGCAGCAGGCUCGGGUUCUGGAGCAGAAGUUUGAGGAGCUCAUCCAGAUCGAAAAGAGUUUGGAGUCAGACUUGCUCAGAGAACCCAUCCCAUAAGAAGAGCAGUCAGAAGUCACAGGAGAUGUGUUUUUCAAAGGCAUGAAUGAAUAGAUGCAUUU